AUGACGACUCACACUCUCAGCCAGGCAGUCCAUCCAAAUGACCUGAUUUUAAUCUACUCCGACAACUCAUGGAUGGUUCUCGUCACAACUGCUCCAGAAAAUGAACGUGCGACUAGUGCCUCUGCUAUCACCAUGCAGGAAGUGAACUAUCACAACCCAGCUUGUCAGGGCUUCUGGAAGAUGUCUGGCCCUGAAGUUGUCUACGUUGACGAGAUUGAAUGCGACAUGACUUGGUGUGCCCACAACAAGCCUGCACCCAGGACUUUGCUCAGCAGCUUCCUGGACUCGGCUGUUCCCAAGGCAAAUGAAAGGGAUGAUCCUAAUACCACCAUGGUUGUAAACCCCCAUGGCCGGGAUGUUCCUCCACCCCAUGAGUUUAUUGCUGAGACAGUUUUGCUAAGACAGUGA
This is a messenger RNA of Penicillium alfredii, 408 nucleotides long. RefSeq lists its product as uncharacterized. Lineage: Eukaryota; Fungi; Ascomycota; Eurotiomycetes; Eurotiales; Aspergillaceae. Bases 1 to 408 code for a protein of 135 amino acids. The record is from RefSeq and is a predicted model, not a curated record. The transcript has a single exon.